GCGCCGUAAGCGACGCCGUGAAAUCCGUCUCCACCAGUGGCACCAGCGACCACCGCCGCCGCGCGCUCGACAAGAAGCAAGCAGACGCACGGCGUUCACGCACACACGCGUUCUCAGGACUACGCAGAAGGCCGAAGGCAAAGAAACGUGACUCUACAGCGACAUAACCAUGAAGGUGCCACCGACGAACAACAUGAAUGGCUUCAAUGACUACGACGAAGAGCACUAUUUCAAUGACGCCGCGCAGAACCACAAUACGCCGGCGAAUGGUAACGGGGCGGAUUUUCCAGCACCCGUCCAGGACGCCGAUUUCUCUGAGUACAUGUGGAUGGAGAAUGAGGAGGAAUUUGAUAAAGAGGUGCUGCAACGGCUCGAGGAGGAAGAACUCAUGGAACAAUGCAUGCUGCAGCAUAUGCUGGAUGAGCCCAGUCAAGCCAAUAACUCACAGAAUCGUCCAUCGAGGAAUAACACAAACCAGCGAGAAAAGCAAGAAAACACCGAGAUGGCAAAGAGCAGUACGCUGAAUCCGCACGCAGCGGAGUUCGUACCCAGCGCCAGCUGGGGGCGCAGUAAUCCACCCGAGCAGAAGUCGACUUAAAUCGCUUCGCGAGCGGCACGUGCACCAUGGUAUAAAAUAAAAAUUCAUUUAGGCGCGAGCGCACACACAAACACACUCACGACACGUUCAUGUUUUAUUACCGACGUAAAUUGAUAAACUAACACACAAAUGAAGCAAGCAUUAAUAUUAAUUUCGAAAAAAAAAAGAACUCAACUCAAUCCAACUAACAUAUUGUGAAACGCAUAAGUUUAAGGAUUUAUUACGAGGAGGGGGGAUAACUAAAUGUAAAUGAGAGAUGUGACAAGGAAAGCGAUGGUUGAGAGAUUGCCUGUUAUUUUUCUAUGCUAUGAUCUCAUUUAAAUGAAAAUUGAACAAAAAAAUAUUUAUAAUGGAAAAGCGCAAAAAAAUGAUAGCAUUUGCUUAUUAAUUAACUCUACUUACGAAUGAUAUGGUUGGUAAUUGCAUGAAGCGUGUGGGCAGACGGGAAAAGCUGGCUUAAUAACAAGAAAAAACGUAUAAGGAACGUGUGAUUUUCGCUUAAUUACAAAUGUUAGACGGGGUCUCCACGAAUACAGUAAGCGUCUCGAAAAUAGAUUUAGACUUAGGAUAUAUCGAUUAAUGAUUUAUGAAGUAAAAAAACAACUACACACUCAAAAAUAGAACCAGAGCGGAGAGAAAAGAGAAAGGCGGCAACCGAACGAGAUGCAAACUUGUUUAUUUAAGACUCGACAACGCUCUUCAGUUCCAUGAUAUUAUUUGGCAGCCGGUUUCAUGUUUAUUAAGCUCAAAGAUAGUAAAAAAUAUGUUUUUUUAGCCAAAAGUAAAGUAGAAAUUAGUCAUGCAACUAAAAAUAUGUGCGUUGCGCGUUUUUUUCCGAAGCUUUGAGUUUAAUUUACACACCAUUUUUGCAUUGGACGGGGGCUGUGAUGAUGGGAUGGAGCGAUAGCGAAACGUAAGAUACAAUUGUACAAAACAUUUAUCUACAUAUUUAUAUUUCACAUUCACGAAAAAAGCGACGAAAAUUUACUGGAAAAAAGCGUUGCGCUUCGGUCUGAACGCCGCGACGCGCGUUGCAACAGCAUAAAUUGUUUGCGAUUGCGUAAAAUCUACGUUUGUUGUUGUUGCCACGCGUGUCGCCGCGUCUGGGCACGAUUAAACCAGCCGUAAUAUUUAUAUUUACCUUCUCUGUACGUUUCGGGAGUCGAAUUUGUUUAAUUUUUUUGUCGAACAUAAUUUUACGUUUAAUCUGUACAAGUAAUUACUCAGCACACAACACUCUCUGAUAAAGUCUCGUCGAAUAACUUCGUCUUGAAUAACGAGAAUCUCAGUUUGACAAAUGAACAAUCACUUUAACAGCAAUAUCGCACUACCUGUGUUCAUCAAUGUGAUGUGAUUUGAUGCACUUGAGACUUUAUCAUAGAAUUGUUCGCAUAUAGCAAUCUCUUUCCGUCUAAUUAUGUGGAUAUCUUGAACUACAUGGAAUAAUUCUCUGAUGCUGGUUAAUCUGGAUGAGUUUGCAAGUACAAUUAUUACUUAAAUGCAUUUUUGGAUUGAUUGCAUUGUACAUAUUUUACAACCGUUUAUACAAUGUGUAUAUUAUUUUUGGUUGGCCUGGGUUGCUACGAUUUUUUUUAUCUAUUAUUUUCUUGUGUAACAGCUAAUUUGUUUGUAUAUAACUUGAUAUACAUGUGCGAUCUAUCAAUAUUUAUGUUUACUCACUCGGUUUCGUGUUGAUUAGGUUUAUUGUAGUUUUGUAAGUGGUCAAAAAUUGGAUUGGAAUUGUAAAAGCGCUGCACAUAUUCUCGAAUAAUUUUAAGCCCUGGAAAAGCUUUCGAUUUGUAAUUAAUUUUUAUCAUGUACGAAUCUUGAUCAGUUUUUUUUUUAUAUAAUUUCAAGUGGAACUUUGUAUUGAUUAUUAUUAUAAGAUGCCUCAAUAGAUACAAAUGUAAAAUACGAA
Molecule: messenger RNA, 2516 nt
Organism: Dalotia coriaria
Lineage: Eukaryota; Metazoa; Arthropoda; Insecta; Coleoptera; Staphylinidae
Gene: Paip2
Product: polyA-binding protein interacting protein 2
Exons: 4
Coding region: 170-598 (142 amino acids)
Biological process (GO): negative regulation of translational initiation
Cellular component (GO): cytoplasm
Molecular function (GO): mRNA regulatory element binding translation repressor activity
Source: RefSeq, a predicted model, not a curated record